UUCAAUCCCUAAAGAUCCUGACUACAACCCUAAUAUCCCGUCCAACACUACGCGAGUAGACCUUGGCUGUGUUGCCGACGCCCACCAUGGCCGAGUCCAACGCUGCCGCCGCUCCGGCGCUCAACACCAACAUUGAGUCGGGCCACUUCGAUGAGAAGGCCGCUCACAACAACACCGCGCCUGCCGCCGACACCAAGCCCAAGGUUGAGGAGGAGGACGAGGAUGAGGACAUUGAUGCCCUCAUUGAGGACCUCGAGUCCCAGGAUGGUCACGGAUUUGACGAGGAGGAGGAGGGCGAAGCCAACCCUACCCAGGGUCGUGUUGUCCCCGAAGAUAUGCUCCAGACUGAUACCCGUGUCGGUCUGACUGAGAGCGAGGUUGCCAACCGCCGUCGCAAGUACGGUCUCAACCAGAUGAAGGAAGAGAAGGAGAACCUGAUCCUCAAGUUCUUCGGCUUCUUCGUCGGUCCCAUUCAAUUCGUCAUGGAGGCUGCUGCCGUCCUUGCUGCCGGUCUUGAGGACUGGGUCGAUUUCGGUGUCAUUCUUGCCCUUCUGCUUCUCAACGCCUGCGUUGGUUUCAUCCAGGAGUUCCAGGCCGGUUCCAUUGUCGAUGAGCUCAAGAAGACUCUUGCUCUCAAGGCUGUUGUCCUCCGUGACGGCACCCUCAAGGAGAUUGAGGCUCCCCAGGUCGUUCCCGGUGAUAUCCUCCAGGUCGAGGAGGGUACCAUUAUCCCCGCUGAUGGUCGCAUCGUCACUGAGGAUGCCUUCCUCCAGGUUGAUCAGUCCGCCAUCACCGGUGAGUCCCUCGCCGUCGACAAGCACAAGGGUGACCACUGCUACGCUUCCUCCGCUGUCAAGCGUGGUGAGGCUUUCAUCGUCAUUAGCGCCACUGGUGACAACACCUUCGUCGGUCGCGCUGCCGCCCUCGUCAACGCUGCCUCUGCCGGUACUGGUCACUUCACUGAGGUUCUCAACGGCAUUGGUACGGUUCUCCUGAUCCUCGUCGUCUUCACCCUCCUCAUUGUCUGGAUCUCUGGUUUCUACCGCUCCAACUCCAUCGUUCAGAUGCUCAGCUUCACCCUUGCCAUCACCAUCGUCGGUGUCCCCGUCGGUCUCCCUGCCGUCGUCACCACCACCAUGGCUGUCGGUGCUGCCUACCUCGCCAAGAAGAAGGCCAUCGUCCAGAAGCUGUCUGCCAUUGAGUCGCUUGCUGGUGUCGAGAUUCUCUGCUCUGACAAGACCGGUACCUUGACCAAGAACAAGCUCUCUCUCGCUGAGCCCUACUGCGUUGCUGGCGUUGACCCCGAGGACCUCAUGCUCACUGCCUGCCUUGCUGCCUCUCGCAAGAAGAAGGGUAUUGAUGCCAUCGACAAGGCCUUCCUCAAGUCUCUCCGCUACUACCCCCGCGCCAAGGGUGUCCUCUCCAAGUACGCCGUCAAGGAGUUCUUCCCCUUCGACCCCGUCUCCAAGAAGGUUACCGCUAUCGUCGAGUCUCCCCAGGGUGAGAUCAUCACCUGUGUUAAGGGUGCCCCUCUGUUCGUCCUCAAGACCGUCGAGGAGGACCACCCCAUCCCCGAGCAGAUCGACCAGGACUACAAGAACAAGGUUGCCGAGUUCGCUACCCGUGGUUUCCGUUCCCUCGGUGUUGCCCGCAAGCGUGGUGAGGGCUCUUGGGAGAUUCUCGGUAUCAUGCCCUGCUCUGACCCUCCCCGCCACGACACUGCCCGCACCAUCAACGAGGCCAAGCGCCUUGGUCUCUCCAUCAAGAUGCUUACUGGUGACGCUGUCGGUAUUGCCCGUGAGACUUCUCGCCAGCUCGGUCUCGGUACCAACGUCUACAACGCUGAGCGCCUCGGUCUUGGCGGCGGUGGUGACAUGCCCGGCUCUGAGGUUUACGAUUUCGUUGAGGCUGCCGAUGGCUUCGCCGAGGUUUUCCCCCAGCACAAGUACAACGUCGUCGAGAUCCUGCAGCAGCGUGGCUACCUCGUUGCCAUGACUGGUGACGGUGUCAACGACGCUCCCUCCUUGAAGAAGGCUGAUACUGGUAUUGCUGUCGAGGGUGCCUCCGAUGCUGCCCGUUCCGCCGCCGAUAUCGUCUUCCUUGCCCCUGGUCUCGGUGCUAUCAUCGAUGCUCUCAAGACUUCUCGCCAGAUUUUCCACCGCAUGUACGCCUACGUUGUCUACCGUAUCGCUCUGUCCCUGCACAUGGAGAUCUACCUCGGCCUCUGGAUUGCCAUCCUCAACCGCUCCCUCAACAUCGAGCUCGUUGUCUUCAUUGCCAUCUUCGCUGACGUUGCCACCCUCGCCAUCGCCUACGACAACGCUCCUUUCUCUGCCAGCCCCGUCAAGUGGAACCUGCCCAAGCUCUGGGGUAUGUCCGUCCUGCUCGGCAUUGUCCUUGCUGUCGGUACCUGGAUCACUGUCACUACCAUCUACGCUGCUGGUGUUGAUGCUGAUGGCAUGACCUCCGGUGGUAUUGCCCAGAACAACGGUAACCUUGAUGAGAUUGUCUUCCUCCAGAUCUCCCUCACUGAGAACUGGCUCAUCUUCAUCACCCGUGCCAACGGUCCCUUCUGGUCCUCCAUCCCCUCGUGGCAGCUCACCGGUGCUAUCUUCGUCGUCGACAUCCUCGCCACUUGCUUCUGUAUCUGGGGUUUCUUCGAGGGCGGCAAGCUCACCCACAUUGUCACCGUCGUCCGUAUCUGGAUCUUCUCCCUCGGUGUCUUCUGCAUCAUGGGUGGUGUCUACUACCUGCUCCAGGACAGCGUUGGCUUCGACAACCUCAUGCACGGCAAGUCCCCCAAGGGCAGCCAGAAGCAGAGGUCUCUCGAGGACUUUGGUAAGUUCCACCACGCCGUGACCUUGACGCUUUCAAAUCACAAGUGCUAACAUUUCUUGCUAUAGUUGUCUCUCUCCAGCGUGUCUCUACCCAGCACGAGAAGCACCAAUAGAUACCCACUCGACAAGCCUGUGCGGUAUCCCCUCGAUAGCCGCCGGGGUCGGGAUCCUUUCCAAUCACUGUGUCACAUACUCAUACCUGUCGGUCGGUUAAUAUCAAGCGCGGUCGGAGAAUGGGGUUGUGCACAUAAUACCAUUUCCUUUUAAGCCAAUGCAUGAUUCAUCUGUCUGCUCACUUGUGAGUACUGGUCACUUUGCCAGAGACGGUGUGCAACACCGCCGCACGAUGUAGUCGCGUCUCAUAGAAGUAAUACAAAAAAUUCCACUAUUUUGGAUUGUCAUGCCGCGUCAGUAAACCCUUCCCUGCUUCUCUCCGUGC
Microdochium trichocladiopsis is the source of this 3276-nucleotide messenger RNA. Its product is annotated as plasma membrane ATPase. The transcript is spliced from 2 exons. The coding region runs from base 87 to 2888 and encodes 933 amino acids. Gene Ontology annotation, cellular component: plasma membrane. The record is from RefSeq and is a predicted model, not a curated record. Gene Ontology annotation, biological process: proton export across plasma membrane; regulation of intracellular pH. Gene Ontology annotation, molecular function: P-type proton-exporting transporter activity; ATP hydrolysis activity; ATP binding. NCBI's taxonomy places the organism in Eukaryota, Fungi, Ascomycota, Sordariomycetes, Xylariales, Microdochiaceae.